CGCCCCCGCCGCUUUCACAACCCCGCCGCCGCCGCCGCCGAUGUUUUCCUAUCCGGGACCGGGCGCAUGGCGCGGCCGCCGGGGCCGCUUCUCCUCCUUCUCUUUCCUCUCCGCUUCCUCCUGCACCUCUCCGCCGCCGCCGGGCGGCCCUGCGGCCCCGCUGGACUGCCACGGGACACGGUGUUGGGCCUCCUGGGAGCCAACAUCACUCUGACCUGCCAGGACGAGCAGCCUGCAAACGCCACGGUGCUGUGGCAGGUGGAGAAGCAGGGAGCAGCAGGGCAGCUGGCAGAGGGGAACACGCUGCUGCUGAGGCAGCUGCGCUACGAGGACUCAGGGCACUACAGCUGCUCCGUGGGGAGCCACCUGCUGCGCUCCCUGCGGCUGCUGGUGGCAGAGCCCCCUGAAACUCCCCAGGUGUCCUGCUACCGGCGGAGCCACGACAAGGAUGUGCUGUGUGAGUGGCCACAGCAGAAGAAGCCGUCCCCAGGGACACGGGCGAUGCUGUGGGUGAGGAGGAGGUUUGUGGCUGAGAAUGCCACAGAGCAGCGGUGCCGCUACUUCUCCAAGGCACGGAAGUUCCUUUGCCGGCUGAAGGUGCCACCUGGCACUGAUGACACCAAAAGCCUCGUGGUGUCCACGUGUGUCAGCAACAGCGCCGGUGGCUCGGCUGGCAAGGACAAGAUCAUCACCCUCAGCAGUGUCUUGAGGCCAGACCCGCCGGUGAAUGUGACAGUGCAGGCUCUGGAGAGGGCCCCACAGCGGCUGCAGGUGAACUGGUCCUACCCCCCCUCCUGGGACCCCCGCUUCUACUGGCUGCGCUUCCAGGUCCGCUACCGCCCCGAGCCCGCCCCGACCUUCAUGGAGGUGAGACCCUGCCUGCUGGGACACCCCUUGGCCCUGGCCAGGCUGUCCCCAGCCCCGUGUCCCCUCCUCCAGGUGGAUCAGGUGAUGACAACGUGGCUCGAUAUCCGCGAUGCGUGGCGUGGGACGAGGCACGUGGUGCAGGUGAGGGCCAAGGAUGAGUUUGGCCAUGGCACGUGGAGUGAGUGGAGCCAGGAGGCCGUGGGCACCCCCUGGACAGACCCUUGGGAGCUCACCUCUGAAAUGGAGCCUUACAGCUCACAGGUCCCCACAGAAGAUGACACCUAUGGGGUGACACUGUCCCCCAGGCUCUUCGAAGAGGAUGAUGCUAAUGGUGCUGGUGGGUCUGUCAUGGAAUCCAGCACCCAUCCUGUAGCAUCCCCCUACGCCUUCCUGGUCACCGGGGGCAGUCUCCUCCUUGGCAUCGCCCUCUUUGUUGGCAUCGUGGUGAGGUACAGGCAGAUGUGGUGGACGAGCGGGCAGGAGACGAGCAAGGCAGAGGGUGAGGGACAGCACAUGCUGGUCCCUCUGAGCAUACCCCCACCCACACUCAGUGACACCCCUCUGCUCUCACAGCCUGCCCCCUCAGCCCCUGGAGGGCUCCACACCACUCAGGCAGAUUAUUCCUCCUCAGGGCAGUAGCCAGGGGCUGAAUGUGCUGGGAGAUGCUUGGGGGUUGGAUGGAGGGUCCCAGGGCUUUGAUGUGGCUCUGGGAGCAGUUCCCCCCCCCAAUAUCUGGUGGCUCUGUGGCUGGGACAAGCCUCUGAGGAGGGGAAUCAAUGCCAUCCCCCAUGGGGAACAGCUAGGAAAAACAGACUGGGUCCUGGGGGCACCUUCAGCACCAAGCUGGGAUGGCCAGGAGUGACAGCACUGGAAUUGUGGCUGCACCAGAGCCUGGGGGACCUGGGACCCGGUCUGGGGGUCCCACAGGGAAGGAAGGGCCUGGUCCCUACAGUGCCACGGGGGUCGGGGAGGGAGGGCCUGGCUGGAUCAGCCCCACACCUCUGCUGCAGCCCCCUCGGGGCUCCUUUUUAAAGCACACGUUGGGGAAACAGGACAAUGGGGCUCAAAUAAAUGAUUUGGAUUUAUACUGGAGUGGCUGCUGGGAGUGGGGUAGCAGAGGGGUCACUGCAGCCCCCCAUUGUUUGGGAGUGUCUCCAGUGGGGUUGUACCCCCACUUCAUUCACCUUGCUGUACUCUGUGCACCCCCACAUGUACCCCAGGCUGUUCUCUGUGGUUCACUGGUGCCUCCCAGGCUGUACCUCCUGUGCUGUGCACACCUUCCUGCCUCAGACCCCCCAACCCUGCACCCCUGCCCUGUACCUCAACCCUGCACCCUCAGCCCUGUAGCUAGCCCUGCUUCUUCUGCUCUGCACCCCAACCCUGUACCCCAACCUUGCACCCCAAACCCUGUACCCCAACCUUGCACCCCAAACCCUGCACCCCAGCCCUGCACCCCAGCCGUGCCUCCUCUGCCCACCCCAUGGUGCUGGGUUGUGCAACACCCCGGGGAGCUGCAGCUGCAGCCGGGCAGGAAACCACAGCUUGAGGGUGCUCAGGCACCCUGGGGAACAGUGUUCCUCUUCCCUGCUGCUGGCCCCCCCGCUAUAAAAAGCCUGGCAGGAUGCAGAUGUGCUCCUGGGGGAGCCCCAGUACCCCUGGGCCCCCCAAAACUGGUGAUUCCAGCUGGCACAAAGCCCAUCUCAGGACCACUGCUCCCUCUCAGCCAACAAGUUUAUUUUACUACGUCAUUACACAUUCCAGUGUCACUGCAUGCCCCCAGCCCGGGCACGGUGCUGGCACAGGGCGGGCAGGAUUGUCCCAGCGAAAGGGGCACAGCCCUGCUGGAGUCCAGGAGCGGGGUCCCCUCAGGGCUGCAGACGUGCCGGGGUUUCUCUCACCGGACCCUUCCCGUGCUUCGUGCCCAUCGCUGUCUCACGCCUCGGGGUGGGGAGGGCUCGCAGACCACUCGGGGGCGGCAUCAGCCGGCGCUAAUGCAGCUUGCAGUGCACGGGGUGCAGCAGGGCCAUGUGCUCGGCCCCCUUGAAGGGCAGCUUCUCGGUGGAGUAGUAGUGCACAACUUCGGGGAUGCUGGAGAAGACGCCGCUGGCCUGGCUCAGCGUGUACUUGUUGUCCUUGGUCUGGGCCACGAUGAUGUGAACGCAGCCCUGGCUGGUCCUGGGCGGCCAGCAGGCAUCAGUGCAGCCGCCAGCCCCCCGGCGCCCGCCUGCCCCGCGGCCGUAUCCACCCCUGUUUGUUCCCGUCCCGCUCUGAUUGUUUCGGCUCCAGGGGCUGCACUUCCUCAGGAAGGAAACGCCGCUGGCGCUCCCGACAAUGCGCCGGGGAGGGGGACACGCCGAACCCCCCCUCCGCCCCAGCCGCACACCGGGAGGAUGCCGGGGUCCCCCCGCGGGUCGGGGGGUGCCAUCCCUCGGGGUCCGGGUGCUCCCUCCCCAUCGGGGUUUUUGGUGGGAACAACCAGGGGGGAAGGAACUCCCGCCGAAGCAGCGCCCCAGGGUGGGGAUUCACCCCAUCUCCCCAGUGUGGGACCCCCCCAGUUCUGUGGGCACCCCGACACUCACUUGAGCGCGAUGGAGUACUUGCCGCU
Molecule: messenger RNA, 3472 nt
Organism: Zonotrichia leucophrys gambelii
Lineage: Eukaryota; Metazoa; Chordata; Aves; Passeriformes; Passerellidae
Gene: IL6R
Product: interleukin 6 receptor
Exons: 9
Coding region: 67-1506 (479 amino acids)
Biological process (GO): cytokine-mediated signaling pathway
Cellular component (GO): external side of plasma membrane; membrane
Molecular function (GO): cytokine receptor activity; protein binding
Source: RefSeq, a predicted model, not a curated record